GCAGCAGCAGCAACAGCAGCCGAAGCGCCUUCCACGCAAGCCACGGUACGGCGUUGCCACCACGAGUGCAUCUACUGCAUGUACCUCCUCGAAUUGCAUUCAUCGCGAUUACUCUCUCCAGUUCGCUCCUCGGCGUUUGGGGAGUGCCAAUUCGUGACCUGAAUUCUCACUCGCCAACGUCCCACGUACGCAGUGGGCAGCGACCAAAGCUGAGGUGCCUACUGCAGCCCUAGAGCUCUCAGACCCUCUGAUCCCACCGUACUAUUAAUCCAGCUCGCAAACCGCACGCUCAGCCAGUGUGAAUCACGGGUAGCGACGAUGGCCACGGGACGGGACCCCCUCGGAGUCUCGGACGCUCGCUGGGCAGUCCACAGGCUCCUCAUAAGCCAGCCAGCGCAGGAGGUGUGCCGCUAAUAAACAACCUGAGCAAAGCUGUCCACGCGACGGACGGCCCUGGCCUGGACGGCAACGGGCAACCUCCCGUCCAUGCUUCCUCCCUCUCCCACCCCCCCUGCCCUGCCCCAAUCUCCACCAGUACUGCCCGCUGGUCCGUCCCCUGGCCCAACUGCAGUGGCUGGCGUCUGGCAUCUGACCUUGGGUUGGCGAACCCUCUGCUCCAUCUCAAUCUACCCCUGCUGCCCAACCCCAGAUCAGACCCAGUUGCCCGCCGCCCGCCCACCUAGCGACGACUCUUCGUUCGGCCCAUGCAUGUUGGAUCAAGUUGGCCCGUCGAGCGCGCGCGCCAACCCUGCCGUUGAUUGAGACCCGUGAGCGGCCCCGUCAAUAUCAUGCCCACAGCGUCCUCAUCUUCUGCCGCCGCCGCCUCCUCGACCCCCUUCCCUUCUCUCCCUCCUCUUUCCUCUCUUUCUGCCUCUUCUGCCCCCUCGGGCUCCGAUCCCGCCCCCAUCCCCGUCCCCGAGUCCCCCAUCUUCGCCGACGACGCCCGAUCCGCAGCCGCACCACUCGCUGCCUCCUCUGCUCGUCAAGGCCGCUCUGCCGGCGACGACAUUGAGAUGGAACCCAUCGCUGGACACCGCCGGCGGAAGAGCAGCUUGAUGAAUCCCAUCGGCACUCAAGCUGGCGGCUCCUCCCACGGCCACCGCUCGCGACCCUCCAUCAACAUGCCCCAAGAGUCCAAGAUAUUCGAAGACGGCGCCCCCGCGAGAACAGGCGAGUCCUCCAAGGACGACCCGGGCAACAAUAGCUCCAGUGACGAGGACCUCCACGACGAUGAGGAAAUGGGCCUCACGAGCAAGGAUCGCAGCCGCAAGCAAAAGAAGCGGCGGCGCAACACGAGGCUGGACAAUCGCGUCGCUCGGGAAAAGAUUUCGGCGGACGAGGUGAGGGAGGCGGACAAACUCGUUGUCAAGGACGUGGCAGUCAUUCUCUUGUUCAUUUUGCUGUGGUACAUUUUCUCCUUGGCCAUAUCACUUUACAACAAAUGGAUGUUCGACAAGAACAACCUCAACUUUGCCUUCCCGCUCUUUACAACCUCUUUCCACAUGCUGGUGCAGUUCUUUCUCUCCGGCACCGUUCUCUACUUCAUUCCUUCAUUACGGCCGCACAAUGGCCAUAGUUCCGAUGGCGGCAGAUCGCGCCACGAGAACGAGCCGAACAACGGUCCCCUCAUGACAAAACUCUUCUAUUUAACACGCAUUGGCCCCUGCGGCGUUUCGACAGGACUAGAUAUUGGGCUGGGCAAUGCCUCGCUCAAGUUCAUCAGCCUAACCUUCUAUACGAUGUGUAAAUCGUCGUCAUUGGCUUUUGUGCUACUGUUCGCAUUCGUCUUUCGGCUCGAAACGCCGACCUUGCGCCUCGUUGCCAUCAUUGCGACAAUGACCGCUGGUGUUGUUUUGAUGGUGUUCGGCGAAGUCGAGUUCAAGCUUGGCGGCUUUGUCCUCGUCAUCUCGGCCGCCUUCUUUUCGGGAUUCCGCUGGGCACUGACCCAGAUCUUGCUGCUGAGAAACCCCGCGACAUCGAACCCCUUCUCGAGCAUCUUCUUCCUGACUCCCGUCAUGUUUGUGACUCUCAUUUCUCUUGCCGUUCCGGUGGAGGGCGUCAGCGCCCUUUGGGAAGGGCUCAAGACCCUUACGAACGAGUGGGGUGUCGUCAUGACGCCGCUCUUCCUGCUUUUUCCUGGAUGCAUCGCAUUCUGCAUGACGGCGUCCGAGUUCGCCCUGCUCCAGCGCACCUCAGUCGUCACCCUGUCCAUCGCUGGCAUUUUCAAGGAGGUCGUCACCAUCUCCGCCGCCGCUCUAGUCUUUGGCGAUAAGCUCACCCUCAUCAACUUCUUCGGCCUCAUCACCACCAUAUCCGCCAUCGUCGCCUACAACUAUAUCAAGAUCACCAAUAUGCGCGAGAAGGCGCAGCAAGCCGCCCACGGUCGCCACGGCGAGGAGUCGCCGUCAUCGCCUACCAGCAACAGCGGGCUCGACAGCGAAGGCGACGACGACAGUGCAGAGGAGACGGCCGGUCUACUGCACGGCGGCGCCGUCUCGGGGCCGACUAUCAUCACCUCCGACGGCGACAUCCAGCCAAACUUGGCUAAGUCGACGGACGAGCGCAGGGAUCACAGAUCGGAGCAUGACGAGUGAUGUUGACAUGUGGGCAAGCACGAGCAUAUACAGUCCCUUUUUGAAGCGCGUUUUCGGUUUCUUUGGGUCGUUUUAGGGUUUUGUAUAAUGAUAGUUGUCGGGGGCCGCCCGCUGCGGCAAGACUUGUUCACAGUGUACCAUCAACGAUAGGCGAGGGGGGAGGAUAUUAGACUGGGGAGAUGCGAAGACGUGUUGGCGCGAGAGCAAGGCAUGGCUACGGAUGGGCAGUUGGCCGUCUGCAGCAUAGAGAAGGCACCCGCGUGGCCAUCGGCGCCGCGGGCACCGCGCUCCAUCGCGACCGGGAGGCAUGCUCAAUCAUCAUCAUAUAGUGGCGAGGCAAUGAGAUACCCCAAAAGAAUUCACGGAUUACUGGUUGAACGGAAAGCAUUUCGUUGCGUUUCAACGCUGA
Molecule: messenger RNA, 3003 nt
Organism: Purpureocillium takamizusanense
Lineage: Eukaryota; Fungi; Ascomycota; Sordariomycetes; Hypocreales; Ophiocordycipitaceae
Exons: 4
Coding region: 789-2594 (601 amino acids)
Biological process (GO): UDP-glucose transmembrane transport
Cellular component (GO): cis-Golgi network; endoplasmic reticulum-Golgi intermediate compartment; Golgi apparatus
Molecular function (GO): antiporter activity
Source: RefSeq, a predicted model, not a curated record